Molecule: messenger RNA, 7866 nt
Organism: Oncorhynchus keta (chum salmon)
Lineage: Eukaryota; Metazoa; Chordata; Actinopteri; Salmoniformes; Salmonidae
Product: semaphorin-4C-like
Exons: 16
Coding region: 697-3285 (862 amino acids)
Biological process (GO): muscle cell differentiation; axon guidance; neural crest cell migration
Molecular function (GO): chemorepellent activity; semaphorin receptor binding
Source: RefSeq, a predicted model, not a curated record
ACCUGUUUAUGCCUUUAUAUCAUCCCUGGUCGGUCCCUACAGUGAUACGUACUGCAGAAGUAUGUCACACUGCAGUGUAACGGCACACUACUCCACCGGUAUUCCACUGGAAUAUAUGCUUGCCAGCGCUACGACCAACCCAUAUCCCUGUCUCUGCUAUUUUACAUCUGUAGAAACUUCUACAUAUCGAGAGUUGUGCAGUUCUGCGUCGGAGAGACGUCAAGAGAGCACCAAGGCCAGGUUUUAUAUGCUUUGGACGUGAAUCUUAUUUGCGAAUUAUUUCCUCCUUGGUUUCGUAUUACAGAGGGAGUGAGUGGAGCAGCGCGAGUAUCGCUAUGUAAACCAACUGCAUCAUGACAUGUUUUACCGAUGUUUCGCAAAGAAAUCUAAAGGAAAAACGCGAACGAAUAGCCUUCAGCUGACAUUUGUUAGUAUGUGGAAUAAUUUGUAACUAACUGAAUCGUCCGAAAACAAAGCCGAGAUAGCGGAAAGGAUACGGUAUCUGUCGUUAGUUUACGCGGAGGGAACUGACCGGGAGAGUAAGGCUAUUGCAUUAUUAUCACCACAGCUGCUGAACAGAGGAGCAUAAGUGAACGAAUACUACGGCUGCUAGAGGCUGUUCCCACACUGUCUAUCUCCACUGUCACUCAACAUCAACCAGCGAAUCAACGUCCUCGCUGAGACUCUAUCGGAGCCAUGGGUGAGGCUAAGGUCCUGAUGUUGCUUCUUCUGAUUGGUUGGGAGAAGUCGUUGAGUCUCAACUGGAACCCAAUACCACGCAAGACCGUCAGAUAUCAUGAGGUACUGGACAGCAUGGCCAGGUUCCGGGCUCUAGGUGUGUGGAACUACACCAUGGUGACUCUAGCAGAACACGAGAGGGUUCUGUAUGUAGGAGCUAGAGAGGCCCUGUUCGCCCUGGACCCUAACGACAUCAGCAGACAGCUACGACCUCUGAUUGAGUGGCCAGCACCACAGGAGAAGAAGAGAGAGUGUUCUGCCAAGGGCAAGAACAACCAGACAGAGUGCUUCAACUACAUCCGCUUCCUGCAGAGCUACAACCACACCCACCUCUACACCUGUGGAACCUUUGCCUUCCAGCCCAAGUGCACCUACAUCAAUGCUGACCACUUCAGUCUCAACCCUGGCUCCCUGGAGGAUGGGAAGGGCAAGUGUCCCUACGACCCUGCCAAAGGCCACACAGGCCUCAUAGUGGACAAGGAGCUGUACUCUGCCACACUGAAUAACUUCCUGGGUACUGAGCCUGUGAUCCUGAGGAACCUGGGACAGCAACACUACAGCAUGAAGAGUGAAUACCUGCCGGCCUGGCUCAACGAGCCUGACUUUGUGGGCUCAGCCCUGGUGAGGGAGAGCAGUGGCAGUAAGGAAGGUGACGAUGACAAGAUCUACUUCUUCUUCAGUGAGAGAGCUGUAGAGCUGGACUGUGACACAGAGCUCACUGUGGCCAGGGUGGCCCGUGUCUGCAAGGGUGAUCUGGGGGGCACCAGGACCCUGCAGAAGAAGUGGACCACCUUCCAGAAGGCCAGGCUGGUGUGUUCUCUCCCUGAACGCCACGUCACCUUCAACAACCUGCGGGAAGUCUUCACCCUGCCAGGCAUCGACUGGCGCACCACCACCUUCUAUGGCAUCUUCCACGCCCAGUGGGGUGAUGUGGAUGUGUCAGCGGUGUGUCAGUACCAGAUAGGGGAGGUGAAGAAGGUGUUUGACGGCCCGUAUAAGGAGUACAGAGAGGGUUCCCAGAGAUGGGGACGAUACACUGGCACUGUCCCCAGCCCACGGCCCGGAGCGUGCAUUACAAGCUGGCAUAGGGAGAACGGCUACAACAGCUCUCUUCAGUUGCCAGACGCCACUCUCAACUUUGCCAAGAAGCACCCUCUGAUGGAGGAGAAGGCUCAGGCUCGCCCCCUACUGCUCACCAAGGGCAUCAACUUCACCCGCUUGGCAGUGGACCGGGUCAGCUCCCUGGACCAGCGUGCAUACAACAUGCUGUUCAUUGGCACAGCAGACGGCUGGUUACAGAGGGUAGUGAUCUUUGGCUCGGAGGCCCAUGUGAUUGAAGAGAUACAGCUGUUUGAUUCUCCACAGCCAGUGGACAGCCUGACCAUCUCUCACACCAAGAAGUACUUGUACAUUGGCUCACGUUCAGAAGUGCUCCAGCUGCCCUUGGCUAACUGCAGCCGUUAUCAGUCGCAGCCAGACUGCCUUCUGUCCCGGGACCCCUACUGCGCCUGGGACAGCGAGGGCCGCGCCUGUGUCCGCAUCGACCUCCACCGCGGGUCUACCUCCUCCCUAUCCCAAGAUCUGAUGCUGGAGAGAUUCAGUAGGGGCAAAGCCAAAUUUGACAAGCCUGUGGCCAUCCCCAGCCCUGACAACUCUCGGCUGAGGAAUGUGACAGUAGUGGUAGAAUCAGACAUGGUUUUGCCCUGCCAGCUGGUGUCCAACCUGGCCCAGCCCUCCUGGGUCCUCAACGACCGCGAGCUGCAGCUAGGAGACGAGGAGACCGGAGGGCCACGCUUCGACCAGGCCCUGAAGGCUCUGGUGGUCCCCAACGCCAUGCCAGUGCACGCGGGACGCUACGUGUGCUACUCCGAGGAGCAGGGGGUCAAGUUUCAGAUGGAGCGUUACCAGGUGUCGGUGGUGGCCAGCUCCCCUGUGGUCAUGGCGGCCCGGGCCCCUGACGGCAGCAUGGGUCUGUUCUGGGUGUUGGUGAUCACCCUGGGGGCCGCCUGUUUAUUGCUAUUGGUGGCAGCUCUGUAUCUGAGGAGACGUCUGAAGCUGGCCCUAGGUAAAGGGGCGGACAUGAAGCCUCUGGAGAGCACCCUGGUCUACCCCAUAACCCUGCCCAAGGAGCCACCCACCUUCGUGCCCAGCAAAAUGCCCAGCGACGAGGACCGCUUCUGGGAGACGGGCGCCAAUUACUACUACUCAGACGGCUCGCUGAAGAUCGUUCCGGGCCACGCCCUGUGCCCCAGCAGCCAGUCUCACCACCACGCUCCAACAGCGUCUCCCAGCACCAUCCCCGGCCAGCCCAUCCAUUCCCCCAGCCGGCUCAGCCUUACCAACAUCAGGGGUUCCGGCAGCAACGGCUACAUCCGCCUCAACCUGAGCUCGGCCGGGGAGGAGAGGGUUAGCGGGGGUGGUUCUGGUGGAGGAGGGCUGGGCGGGGGCGGGAACGACUACUCCAGCCCCUUCAAGGACGAGCUGCGUCGGACCCUGCAGCAGAGGAGCGUGCUGCCUGAUGCCAACCCUGAAGAGUCGUCUGUGUAGUCUUUCUCCACGCCUGCCGUAAUGAAAAAACAAAACAAGAGACAACGAACGGCAACUAACCUACCUCCCUCCUCUCUCUCUCUUUCUCGGCUCCACUGUCACCAUGCUCUUUCUCUCUCUCUCUUUCUGCCAAUGCUCGUUUGGCUGACUCUGUGACUGGCAGAAGACGCUUUUAGCACAGAGCAUGUGAUGUGACACACACGCCGAAUAUUCUUCAGCAUCCGCUCCUGUUAUUAUUGUGUUCCAUCCACUCCUGUUAUUAUUGUGUUCCAUCCGCUCCUGUUAUUAUUGUGUUUCAUCCGCUCCUGUUAUCAUUGUGUUCCAUCCGCUCCUGUUAUUAUUGUGUUUCAUCCGCUCCUGUUAUCAUUGUGUUCCAUCCGCUCCUGUUAUUAUUGUGUUCCAUCCGCUCCUGUUAUUAUUGUGUUCCAUCCGCUCCUAUUAUUAUUGUGUUCCAUCCACUCCUGUUAUUAUUGUGUUCCAUCCGCUCCUAUUAUUAUUGUGUUCCAUCCACUCCUGUUAUUAUUGUGUUCCAUCCGCUCCUAUUAUUAUUGUGUUCCAUCCACUCCUGUUAUUAUUGUGUUCCAUCCGCUCCUAUUAUUAUUGUGUUCCAUCCACUCCUGUUAUUAUUGUGUUCCAUCCGCUCCUAUUAUUAUUGUGUUCCAUCCACUCCUGUUAUUAUUGUGUUCCAUCCGCUCCUAUUAUUAUUGUGUUCCAUCCGCUGCUGUUAUUAUUGUGUUCCAUCCGCUCCUGUUAUUAUUGUGUUUUAUCCGCUCCUGUUAUUAUUGUGUUCCAUCCGCUCAUGUUAUUAUUGUGUUCCAUCCGCUCCUGUUAUUAUUGGGUUCCAUCCGCUCCUGUUAUUAUUGUGUUCCAUCCACUCCUGUUAUUAUUGGGUUCCAUCCGCUCCUGUUAUUAUUGUGUUAUUAUUGUGUUCCAUCCGUUCCUGUUAUUAUUGUGUUCCAUCCGUUCCUGUUAUUAUUGUGUUCCAUCCGUUCCUGUUAUUAUUGUGUUCCAUACGCCAAACUGGCUGUCACAUUUGAACUUCUUCAGCAGUUUAACUUGCUUUCGCUGUGCAAAUCUCAAGCUGUGUAAAUUCUGUAUUUAAAGACAAUUGAACGCAGAGGGCCUACACCUCAAGCAUGGCAGUCAAACAAAUGGAAAGGUUUCCUGAGAGCACUGCUUCAUGAUAAGAGAGGACCAAGAACUCAUGACAGGAUUGUAGCUUCAGCGCUAUACCAAUCAUCCAAUAAUCAAGCAGUACGAGUCGACUGACUGAAAGAUGGAGGAGCUGGCUUGCCUUUUUUCUGUUCUGUCGGAGAAUUUUUCGCUUUCUACACUUAACAUGGGAGUAUGGGAGUCGAUUUUGUAUUUGUGAGCAAAGAGAGUGAGAGAGUCACAUAAAAGACUAAUUAAUCUCAAAAGCAAGACGACAAUCACAUUCCUCUCUCCGGGGGUAAAACCUGGGAAGGAAAGGGAGGGAUGAAGAGAGAGAAAAUGAAGGGAGCUUUGCGUGAAAGACACAGAGGGUUUACAUGAAGGACAAACUCUCAAUUAGACUUUCUCGGCUCGAUUUGUACUUUUCUUUUUUACCUUGUCAGUCUUUCCUCUGAGAAAGUCUUCAAUCCCUGCCACAUUGAUAUAUUGUGACAAUUUAAAUUAAGACAUUUUUAUGUGUUGUUUUUCUAUGUCUUACGGACUACAGAAGCAACAAAUGGAGACCAAUGGCUUUAAAGCACCCCUCUGUGAAUGAGAAUGUGAGAGAAGCAUGUACAAACCUCUCCUAUCCCUGCUCAAGGUAGAUAUCUCCCCAAAUAACCUCCCCACUAGUAAAUAGAUUUUAGUACUACUUUUACAAUAACUGCACUACACAUUUACACAAGUGGUUCAUGGGAAUUUCAGUUAAACCCAUUUAGAUACACUUCCUUGUGAUGUGAUUAUGGACAUUUUUGUUUGACAUAAUCCCACAACAGAACCUACAACAGCACAUUCACUUAUUAUUCUGAAUUUGAGAUGAGAUGAAGGCAUUGCUUUCAGUCAUGUAGUGGGGAUGACACGGGGGAAUGUAGGUCAACUCUCACUAAACUGUUGCGACUGCAGUGGAUGUCUCAACAAGUGCUUUAUAAUAUGUAUGUGUAAGGGCGGGGGUGGUGGAUGGGUUAAACCGCCAAUAGAAGCCCUCCCUCCCCUGCACUGCCCUGAAUGCCUAACCUGGUGGAUGUAGUAGUGUGUCCUGGAGGGGACAGGCCACAGCACUGUACCUGUCCUAGACACACCCUUUAUUAACCCCUUAUUUCCCUAAACCCCACCCACCUACCUACCUACCUACCGAUGUCCAGAGAAUGACCUGGCGCUACUGUGGAAAGCCUGAAUUCAGAGAGAAGGAUGGACACUGAACUGUAAACCCACACUGCCUGUGCUGUUAGAGGGACAAGCAGACAACAGAUGGAAGAUAGAUGAAUGGCCUGUGACAAACCAACGGCUCCAGAGAGCGAUCAGAGGCUCAUCAAUCAGAGGGGUGGCUUUGUGACAUCUGCAGGGACCAGAGAAGGAACAAGAGGAGUACGAUGUUUCUUUCUUUCUCACCAAAAUGUAUACUAGAGACAGCUGAAGGGGAUGUAGAAUAUUGUAAUGAUCCCUGGGUUGAAGAGGUACUUACUUGGCCAUCAGUGGUUAGUUCAUCCUAGUGUUGCAUGAUCCUCUCUGCAAAUGUACUGUACACAUCUCUGAUGACAUGAUCAUAAUUGUAAAAGAUGUGUAUCAUGUUUCACACUUUUGCAGACACUAAUGUUUUCUAAUAAAAAAAAGUUGAAUUUAUGAUUAAGAGUUGUUAAGGACUUGUUCAUGAAUUUAUGAUUAAGAGUUGUUAAGGACUUGUUCAUGAAUUUAUGAUUAAGAGUUGUUAAGAACUUGUUCAUGAAUUUAUGAUUAAGAGUUGUUAAGGACUUGUUCAUGAAUUUAUGAUUAAGAGUUGUUAAGGACUUGUUCAUGAAUUUAUGAUUAAGAGUUGUUAAGCACUUGUUCAUGAAUUUAUGAUUAAGAGUUGUGUAGGACUUGUUCAUGAAUUUAUGAUUAAGAGUUGUUAAGAACUUGUUCAUGAUUUAUGAUUAACAAGUUGUUAAGAACUUGUUCAUGAAUUUAUGAUUAAGAGUUGUUAAGAACUUGUUCAUGAUUUAUGAUUAACAAGUUGUUAAGAACUUGUUCAUGAUUUAUGAUUAACAAGUUGUUAAGAACUUGUUCAUUAAUUUAUGAUUAAGAGUUGUUAAGAACUUGUUCGUGAAUUUAUGAUUAAGAGUUGUUAAGAACUUGUUCAUGAUUUAUGAUUAACAAGUUGUUAAGGACUUGUUCAUGAAUUUGUCCAUCUUCUUAACAUGUUUACUUUCGCUGUGCCUCUUCACCUUCGGAUAAGCCAAAGUAGACUGCAGUUGUUUUUUUGAAAAGGUGUAUUAUUAGAUAUUAUUUUAUUAUUCCACUUCGAUAUUUAAGUUUCAACAGUCUGUCCAACUUCAGUUCAAAGAACUCUCAUGCCUGGAACUUUCCUGCAUAUUUUAUUUAGAGAUUAAUUUUCUUCAGAAGGCAACAAGCUUGUGGAUGGUCAACAUCCUGUUUAGAUGUCAGUAGUAAUCUACUGAAGCCGAUCCCUGACUUCCUAGCACAUGAGAAAGUAAACAAAUCAUCAGAGCGUCAUAGGACCAACCAAGCAAAGCAACUUCCUUUUAACCAAAUGAUAACUCGUGAUUUCAUGAUCUGAGGUUUGAUACAAAAACUUAAAUAUUUAUACAUCCAUUUAAUAUGUGUAGAUUGAAUAUGUUACCAAGCACUGGUUCAGACACUUUACAAUCUAUUAACAUUGCUGUGAAUUCAAGCUACAGGAGCUAUUAAGAUUGGUAUAGAUAUUUAACUGAUUUGUCUUAUAAUUAUGUAUUUUUUUAAAUCCUUAGACAUUAUGUCUGAUAUGUCAUAAAACUCUCUUAGAAGAAAAUGAUCCAUCAAACUCACAAAAGUGAUGUAAGGCACAAUCCCCCCCAAAAUCUGCAUGUGCAAUUCUGGAUCUAUAUAGCAAAAAGGCAGUAACUGCUCAUAGCGUGGAUCUGAGAAAAAAGGCUUUUAUUUACCUUGGUUUAUCAGUAACUUUAUGCAGUUACUACUAACAUGACCCCCAUUUUCUCCAAAACACAAUACAAUAGAGGCAGGAUACUUGUCCACAUGAUUAAGCAUGUAUUUAAUGUAGCAGAAAUGACAUUAACUCAUUUUGGACCAAAUGAGCAGUUACUGUCUUUUUGGAGAUUACACUCUGCCGGUCAUAAACAACACUUUCCACAAUCUUCUCAUCUAAGCCUUUUUAUUCUGUUGUUUUUCAUUAAUAUUAUUAUAUUACCAUUAUUAUGAUUAUUCAUUUCCUUUUUUGGCUUUAAGUUGCAAAAGUUCCUCUGGCAAACAACAAACAGUUCUCAAUCUUUUAAUGUUUAUGAAAGGAUGUUAAGUAAAUUAUUUCGCUUGUAAAAACAUGUCGAUAUUUAUUAUCAUUGUACAUAUGUCCUUAUUUUUUUAUAUGUGUAUAUAUACAUGAAUAAAAGUAGAAAUCUA